This is a messenger RNA of Bipolaris victoriae FI3, 1983 nucleotides long. RefSeq lists its product as hypothetical. NCBI's taxonomy places the organism in Eukaryota, Fungi, Ascomycota, Dothideomycetes, Pleosporales, Pleosporaceae. The transcript has 5 exons. The coding region runs from base 1 to 1983 and encodes 660 amino acids. The record is from RefSeq and is a predicted model, not a curated record.
AUGUCUACCAAGCCUUUUUCGUCGCUGCACCCGAGUGUCGGCGCUGACAGCAAUGCUCAUCCAUCGCUAGUUACGACGACCAUAGCGAAUCCGCAUAUAAUGACCCUCUUGGCUGAAGUGAAUUUUAACGUGGAGAUGCGCGGUCUCGCUGCAAAUGCCCACGCAUCAUUUGGCCACAUGUACCAACCUAGGCUACGGAAGUCACUAGACACGCAGCAAGCUGUCAGUCAUCUCGAUACGAUAUCUUGCUGGAAGGCCAUGUCUUACGUGCAAGCUCACGAGCUUGCGCUCUGGGAGUCCUUGUUCCACCAGUGCUUAGUCUCGCAAAUUGAAAAACGCUUGCGACGCACUGCCAUUAUCCAAUUGAGCAAACGCAAAGAUUAUGUCGACGAAGUUUCCCUUCUUCCCUGUCUCAUGCAGUCUUUUCCAGAGAAUUACGCAUGCUUCAUCAAUAUCGAUGUUUCCGGUCUUCUUCAGGACAUGAUUGGUGCCUACUGCAAAGAGCUUACGAGCCCGGCUGUUAUGCGAAACCUCCAGUGGGCGCUUGGUUCCGGCAGUCUUCAUAGCUUUAUCUACAACUUUAUCUCCAUACAAGACUGCUUUAAGAACACCCCAACUGGACCAUGCCUGUUCGUCAAAUAUUCAAUCGAUUGGUUUUCCUUUCCGUUGAUCGCUGUCACUGCCGAUAUAGCCUGGCAUCCCCCUGUAUUCUACUUCAAGCUUGCUCCUGCUCAGAUAAAGCCAGGAGCUCACUACGGUAUUGCCCCUUGCCGCCGCCCGGUUCGUCAAGACGCUGGAAUAUCGGAAUGCAAAAGCUUUCCCGACCAUGUCGAAUAUGUUGUGACAAAAUCUUCCUCCGUGGCUAAAUGGUACCAUAAGGGCAGGUUCUUCCUCAUGCAGGCACCAGACAGAUUGGAGGGCAACAAUGCAGCAGUGUUGGAGACAAUAAUGCAGGCUAAAGUCAUCACACGCUUUCCGAAAAACGUGCUUUUCGAACGUACAUCACGGUACGUCAUCAAAGUUGAACUGGCACACGCCCGAGAAGUUAACUCGAUGACGGAAACCCACGGAGUACCAACUACACUGGCAUUGGUUAUACCACCGCACAAAAGUACCAACUCUCUUCAGUCGCAUGGUUGCCGGCAUGUUCCUACUUCUCCGCCAGAUUCUCUGGUCGAGUUGGUGGACCGUGGACCCGAUCCCAAUAGCGAGUGCUGCGAUUCGAAGGAAUACGUCGAACCCGUUGCCUCAGGUGUGUCAAUGCAGAAUGUACAUGAUCCAGAGUUGGAAACCGGGAAAAAAGCACCAAAAAAACGCACGAAUUCAUCGCGCGAGGACAACGCUAUCCAUCCCGACGAUAACCGCACGCAUGGUGCCCCAGAUAUCCAGCUUAAGCGCCGAAAGCUAAAGAAGACUGAUGUGGCUGACAGCCAGGUCGAAUCACCACCUACAGAUCUAUCUUGUUCUAUGCUUCAAUCGGCGCAGGAUGACACACCUGAUGACAAAUUUUGCACACGCGAGAUGCGCCGUUUGAGUAUCUCGAUUAAUAUGGCCGCUCCAUUAAUCAAGACCGAUUCUCCAUCUUCUCAGCUGCAAAAUGAGUCUGAGAAAGUGAUCUACAGGAAGCCAGAUCGGGUAAGGAAUGAGCCGUAUCCAACACCGCCGUCUACACCUUCAUCGCUUGCCUCUAGCUCUGACUAUGGAAACUACUGUUCUAGAGUUGAACGCCCUGGUACUCACACAUCGCAGAUGGCCCAAGCCAGGAAUGGGUCCCUGUGUCUGUAUGAACUGUCACAGGAUACUAUUCAGCACAACUAUCAUGAAUUUGAGGCGAUGGCCCUGUGUCAGUCGACAAAGCAAGCUGACUGGGGCGAUUCGAGCUUUGAGAAGAUAUUUAUGGAAGAGAGCGAUGCCGAAGGUUGGCACUCAUCUGAUGUUGAUGACGUGGACGAGGAGAUGGAUGGCUAUGGUAUGGGGAUGUGA